Molecule: messenger RNA, 996 nt
Organism: Symbiodinium natans
Lineage: Eukaryota; Dinophyceae; Suessiales; Symbiodiniaceae
Source: the annotation of a GenBank genome assembly
AUGGGUCGGAAGUGUGGGCUCUUUCGCAUGGAUUUUGCGCUUUCUGGCCCUGCGAGCAAGCAGUACUUUCAGGGGGAUGGCAACGAGAUCAAGCGCUGGACACGGGAGGCAAUGGGCCGCAACCGCGUGACCAAGGUUUGGGAUGAGUCCGGCCGAGUCCUGGCAGCCGAGGUCGUCGCAGCGCAGCCCCGGCGAGCAGAGUCGCCAACAGCCGAGGUGGCUAUCCCGGACAUCCAGACUAGUCAGGCUCGAAGCUGCAUCUUCUUCGAUUGGGACGACACGCUAUGCCCGACGUCCUUCUUACAGCAAGUGGUGCUGCCAUGCUUGCCACAGAUCCCAGGGCAAGAGCUCCCACGAAUCCGUAAGGAGAACCCGUUCUACGAGGAACUCGCAGCUACAGCCAAGCUGAUUGAGGAGGUCCUACGUGCUGCAAAGAAGCUUGCCUCCGUGGCCAUUAUCACUUUGGCGCGAAGACCAUGGCUGAACGAUGUUUCGGAGGCCUGUCUUCCUGGCCUCAAUCUUCCGAGCCUGCUAACGGAAUUGCAGAUCCCCGUGCUCUAUGCAAGAGAGCAUGUGCCCAUGGCAGUCGCGAACAUGGGAUCCCCUGGAGCGUACAUACGGGCAAAGCGGGAUGCCAUGAGAAGCUGUGUGAAGCAACUCUUCGGGAACACAGCAAACGUGAAAGGCUUCAUCAGCAUUGGCGAUUCCGAGAUCGAGCACUGCGCCCUUCAGCAAUUGGUGGGGAGCAUUGGCGCGAGCUCCAUGAUGCAGACGCCUGCGAGCGGAAUGCCUCACUGCAAGAUUGUUGGGGAGCCCAGCUCGCAAGGUCCGUCCCCGUCCGAUCCUUGUGAACCCAGGCCCAAGCUCAAGCGUGCUGCGAUCUGCAGAUCACAUCGGACGGGCAGACAUGCAGGUCAUUGCAGGUUCGAGAUGGCAUUCCAAAAGAACUCCGAUGUGUACACGCAGCUGCCAAGAGCGAUGCACACAACAAGCUGA